Molecule: messenger RNA, 366 nt
Organism: Protopolystoma xenopodis
Lineage: Eukaryota; Metazoa; Platyhelminthes; Monogenea; Polystomatidea; Polystomatidae
Source: the annotation of a GenBank genome assembly
AUGCGUCUGGAGAGCUUUGCUGACUCAGUCAAUGCGCCAUCUAGACGACCGGUUGGCCAACUCCUCACCUCUUGCUUCUUCCGUUGUUAUCGUUUCCACAAUUAUCCCAUAUACUAUAUUCCAUAUUGCAUAUUCUCUGUGCGAUCAAACCGCGUCUCAACCCUCCGAACAAUGUUUUCUGUCUCGAAAACCCGGUCGUCGGGCUACCACAAUGGCCAGGUCCCUUUCGACCAGGCCUAUCGGCCCUUGUUAGCUGUUCCCGCUGGCCUCGGCCAGACCGGUCUCCGGCUACAGUCAACUCCCAAUUCAGGGCGUUGUCGGCUCACCUGUCCCCUAGCGCACCAGUCUGGUGAUGGUGGUGGUUAA